ACUUCUAUGACAUUAGAAUUUGCGCCAUCCGACUGUACAGUGUACAGCACGGACAUCUGAGUACAGUACAGCCGUAAUCCCGCCUCGCAACGUCCCAGUUCGAUUUUUCCGUUCAUUGGAAAGUGCGCACACAAUGAAUUGAUUAUUGCCAAUCAUACGUCUGCCCUUUCCAAUAUCGAUCGUAAGAACAUGCACAUUUGCGCUCAUGUUGUACUCGUACGCAAUCGAUCGGCAAUUUUUCCUGCUUCCUCAUCAAAGUGUCCCGGUGCACAUCUGCUUUGAUGGCAGUUCAAAGAUUUACCUACUAUAUCGUCCGACAGGAUACGAUCAUGGACGAUGUCGAUGACGAUAUCUCCGAUCCACAUCUGAUCUGCGCCAGUGACACGCUGGAGAAGGUUCCGCUAGAGAUCUCGCAUAUUCCAUCCAAGUGUCCUUUACGCAAUGCCUCUCCUGACUGCUGGCAGUGGCAUCCUCCACGAUCCGCUCAGGACGUCCUGCUGUGUGACGAUCGGACCGUGAUCUUUCAUCCGUCGUGGAGUAACAGCACCCAAGCGGUCCGUGGCACACGGCAGCUCAACGGUCAGUUGUGCUACUGGGAAGUGGUCUUCGGCAGCCGCGUAUUCGGGACGGCCAUGAUGGUCGGCAUCGGGACGGCCGAUGCGCGCACCUCCUCCACCGUGUUUGAGCCCUUAUUAGGCAAUGAUGGCGAGAGUUGGGGACUGUGCCAUAAGGGAUUCAUCCACCAUCAGAAGCAGCAGCGGCGCUACUGUGAUCCUUUUGAAGAGAACACGCCAACGGUGAUCGGCGUGCUGUGCAAUGGAAUGGACGGAACGGUGACCUUUUAUAAAGAUGGUCACUCUCUCGGCGUGGCGUUUCAGGGUGUGAAUGAAUGCAAAAAAGAACUGUAUCCCAUGGCGAGCUCCACGGCCGCCAAGACGGUGAUGCAUGUGCGGAAUAUGCGACGCUGCUUCGGCGGACUGCAGGAUCGAUGUCGUGAUGUCAUUUUGCGCAGUGUCAAUGAGCCGGCGGAUGUGAUGCGCUUGCCCUUGCCCUACCAUCUACGGGCCUUCGUGUUCCAGCAUGCGUGGAAGACGGUAAAUAAAUCCUGUUUUGUGAUGGAAUGAAACCUCAAGAAAUCAGUUCAUCUUUAAUCGUGGAAAAAACUGUAUAUGUACUUUUCACAUUCCUUAUCUAGCGUGGUUCCAGCCUUUAUAACAUUUAAAUUUUUUCUUUUGUGGUACAAUUUUGUUGUACCUCCAUUUGCGUCAAUAUCAAGAUAUUUUGUAAUUCCUGCAUGAUAUUCUCUAUGGGAUGAGUGGGAUCUAGUCAAUUUGGUUCCAAAAGGUUGUUAUGUUGUCUCUAACUGAUACAAAUGUAAACCGCACCUUUGCGUGAUACAUUGCUUUUGUUGAAAGUAUUGUUGCUUGGUCUCCGUUUGUGAUGUGAGUGUUUACUUAUUUAUUGUGCCCAAAUUCAUUAAAAUUACUGUUG
Molecule: messenger RNA, 1491 nt
Organism: Paramacrobiotus metropolitanus
Lineage: Eukaryota; Metazoa; Tardigrada; Eutardigrada; Parachela; Macrobiotidae
Product: SPRY domain-containing SOCS box protein 3-like
Exons: 2
Coding region: 282-1124 (280 amino acids)
Biological process (GO): proteasome-mediated ubiquitin-dependent protein catabolic process
Cellular component (GO): SCF ubiquitin ligase complex
Molecular function (GO): protein binding
Source: RefSeq, a predicted model, not a curated record